This is a messenger RNA of Pseudovirgaria hyperparasitica, 3634 nucleotides long. RefSeq lists its product as uncharacterized. Gene Ontology annotation, cellular component: RQC complex. Lineage: Eukaryota; Fungi; Ascomycota; Dothideomycetes; Acrospermales; Acrospermaceae. Gene Ontology annotation, molecular function: tRNA binding; ribosomal large subunit binding. The transcript is spliced from 3 exons. The record is from RefSeq and is a predicted model, not a curated record. Gene Ontology annotation, biological process: ribosome-associated ubiquitin-dependent protein catabolic process; rescue of stalled cytosolic ribosome. Bases 1 to 3366 code for a protein of 1121 amino acids.
AUGAAACAACGAUUUUCCUCUUUAGAUGUUACUGUCAUCGCACAUGAACUCUCAAAAAGUCUAUGUUCCUUACGAGUUCAGAACAUCUACGACUUAUCAUCUCGUAUCUUUCUGAUCAAGUUUCAGAAGCCCGGCCAGCGAGAACAGCUAAUUAUCGAGUCGGGCUUCCGCUGCCAUCUGACCCAAUAUGCGCGCACGACUGCGACCGAACCUUCCCCGUUCACGGAACGCCUACGAAAGAUACUUAGAACCAGAAGAGUGACCUCAGUAGCUCAAGUUGGCACGGACCGAGUCAUAGAGUUCCAAUUUUCGGAUGGGAUAUUUCGAUUGUACUUGGAAUUUUACGCAGCAGGUAACAUAAUAUUGACCGAUGCGGACUUGAAGAUACUGGCACUGUGGCGAUCUGUCAGUGAAGGCGAGGAACAUGAGCAGCUGCGCGCCGGACUCAAAUAUGACAUAUCCAUGCGACAAAAUUAUGGCGGCGUGCCACCACUAACGAAGGAACGAAUCAAGGCUGGGUUACAAAAGGCAAUCCAGCGACAGGAGAAGGAUGCUGCCUCGGGCAAGAAAUCAAAAGCCAAAGAAAAGGAUGCGCUAAGAAAAGCUUUAUCAACCUCUAUCGCGGAGUUUCCGCCGCUACUCAUGGACCAUGCUUUCACGGUUACAGGCUUCGAUUCGACCAUAAAGCCGAAUCAUAUUCUUGACGACGAUGAUGCGCUAGAUAAGCUGAUGUUGGCGUUUGGAGAAGCUAGAAAAACGAUAAAUGACAUCACUAGCGCAGACAGCGCAAAAGGCUUUAUACUCGCCAAACGAACCUCAACGCACCAGGGGGAGAACGAUACUGGUGGAUCUUCUAGCAGUAUACUGUAUGAUGACUUCCACCCCUUCAGGCCUAAGCAGUUUGAGGACAACACUGAAACCGAAUUCCUCGAGUUUGAGGGUUUCAACAAGACCGUUGAUGAGUUCUUCUCGUCUAUCGAAGGCCAAAAGCUCGAAACACGGCUACAAGAACGCGAAGCGACAGCCAAAAGAAAACUAGAACUAGCGCGAGAAGACCAUGCAAAACGUCUAGGUGGACUACAAGAUGCUCAACAGCUCCACAUACGCAAAGCAGACGCAAUAAAAGCCAAUGUCGAACGUGUACACGAAGCCAUGGGCGCAGUAAAUGGUCUUAUUGAAAAAGGUAUGGAUUGGGUCGAGAUAGCUCGUUUGAUCGAGCGAGAGCAGGCCCAGGGGAACACAGUGGCUCAUAUGAUCAAGCUUCCCCUCAAGCUAUACGAGAACACGGUAACUUUAUUGCUUGCUGAGCAGACAUACGACGCAGAGAGUGAUGAAGAAGGUUACCACUCAUCAUCUACCGAGCCAACUUCUGAUAGUGAGGAUGAACCGGAAGGGGCCAACAGGAAGAAGGCGCUAUUGACACCAGAAGACGGGAGGCUGGCCAUUGAUAUCAACUUGGGACUAUCACCGUGGCAGAACGCCAACGAGUAUUUCGAUGCAAAGAAGAACGCAGCAGUCAAAGAGGAAAAGACUGCUCAGUCACUAGGCAAGGCACUGAAAAACACGGAGAAGAAGAUUGCUGCCGAUCUCAAGAAGGGUUUACAGCAAGAAAAAGAAGUAUUGCGGCCUGUUCGUGGCAAAUUCUGGUUUGAGAAGUUUACCUAUUUCAUCUCGUCAGACGGCUACCUAGUUGUUGGUGGUAAAGACGUUCAACAGAACGAACUCAUCUAUCAGCGACACUUGAAGAAAGGGGAUGUGUACGUAUAUGCAGACUUGCACGGAGCGUCUCCUUUCGUCAUCAAGAAUCUUGCGUCCACACCUGAUGCCCCUAUACCGCCGUCAACCCUUUCACAAGCUGGUCACUUGUGUGUAUGCACGUCUGCAGCUUGGGACUCAAAAGCUGUGAUGUCAGCGUGGUGGGUGAACUUUGAUCAGGUCACCAAGCUUGGUAGAACCGGCGAGUACCUACCUGUGGGGGCCUUCAAUAUCACUGGCAAGAAAAACUUUUUGCCUCCUACGCAGCUACUUCUUGGGUUUGGGGUAAUGUUCCAGAUCACAGAAGAGAGCAAAAUCAACCACAUUAAGCACCGUGUCAUUGGGAGCGAGGCUGGGAAAGACGCCGAAGAGGGUACAGAUCUCGACGCAGGUCAAGCCGAAAACGGCAUACGCAAUAUCAAACAUCCUGCUAGCGACAGUGACGGUGAACUUCCUGACGAUAGACUUGACUCUGGCUCAGAUGAUGAUGAGGACACAGAGACUCGAGGACCUGCGCGUAAUAACCCACUGGAAUCAUCUGUCAGGCCUGAGAAACCCUCCACUGACGACGAUUCCUCUGACGAGCAGACUGGCGCUGCAGACGAUGCAGGGAAAUUUACCAUGUCCGGAGCGUUGGGUGACCUGGUAACUACAGAAGAGUCAGGAAAUGAUAUUUCAAAAUACCGUACAGCACGUGAACGACGUAACAUUCGCAAGGGUGAGCAAGAGACAGCCGAGCAUCAACAUAUAGAAAGCGGCACAGAGAGUACGACAGAGUCGCAGGAUGAAGUCCAGUCAAAGCAACAGUCUACCACAGCUAUUAGUUCGAACACUGCCACCCAGCCCACCAAGCAACUUCCAAGAGGGAAACGCAGCAAAGCCAAACGCCUCGCCGCAAAGUAUGGUGAACAGGACGAAGAGGAUCGUGCCCUUGCACUGCGCCUACUGGGAGUUCAACCCGUGGAGCAGAGUGCGCAGACAACAAAGGUCGCCGAUCAAAAAGCUAAAGAAGAAGAAGCACAGGCUCAAAAACAGCGGCGAAGAGAGCAACAUCAACGCGCACAAGCAGCAGGUAAAGCAGCAGAAGAAGCUCGCCGUGCUGCUCUUGCUGAAGGUGGUGACAAAACCGGUGCUGCCACUGACCAGGAGCCUGCCAACUACGAACCAACUGCCGAAGAACUCGCUGCAAUGCAAACACCCUUAGACGCUUUCAUCGGUCGACCUCACCCUGCAGACUCCAUCGUACUUGCGGUGCCCGUAUGUGCACCUUGGACCGCACUAUCAAACUACAAAUACAAAGUGAAGCUCCAGCCCGGGACAGUCAAGAAGGGUAAAGCAGUUAAGGACAUCCUUUCAAAGUGGGAGAUUGCAGCAAAAGAACCUCGAAACGUCGACCGUGAAAGCAAAGAUACCGAACGUAUGUGGCCGGGAGAAAUUGAGGCCAUUCGAGCUUGGAAAGAAGCUGAAGUCUAUGGCGUUGUACCUGUUGCAAAGGUUCGAGUUGUACAAGGAGGUGGAGUGGGGGGAGGCAAGGGCAGUGGUGGUAAGGGUGGCAGUAAAGGUAAAGGAGUGAAGAGUAGUCGCGGCGGACGAGGCAGUAAGAAAAGGUGACGUUGGUCAAAAAUGGACACGGCUGCACAAUACAUGUUAUAUAUAGAAAGGGUGACACCAUGUUCAGAACUGACAUGCGUAUGGCCACUCGUAUGCUAGACUUCGAACGAGGCACUUUAGUAUGCGAGUUAAUGGCAGCCACUUCUGACUAUCAAAACUAUCGACUGACGGCUCGUCUUGUCUGAUCAGACCAUUGAACAUAGACCGUCAACUCCCUCGGCGCUCUCUCUCUAUAUAUAUAUAUUCAUAGUACUACUACUGACGGAGA